CUUCUUUGGCGCGGCGGGGCAGCUAUCGCGGCUGCGAUGGGCGCGAGGGACGUCGUGGAGGCACGAGCGGUGGCGGCAGCGCUGCUGCUGAACAGGCGCGGAGGUCGCUGCUCCACAGCCUGCCCGGAUCGCUGAGCAGCCGCCGCACCUCCUCGCAGGGAGCGGCGGGAUGGCCGAGGCGGCCGGCGACUCCCCGGCGGCUGCCCUGAGAGAGACAGUGGUUGCGCUGGAAGCGGAGUUGAGCGCCUGCCGGAGACGACUUGAGCGGGAGAAGAAGCGGCGCCUCCAAGUCCAGGCCUGCGCGGCCAAGUUACGGAGGCAGGUUGAAAAACUUGGCAAAGUCAGCAGUGAUGAAAGAAAUGAGAAGACCACAUCAACUGUAGAAGUGCAAACUGAAGACUCUGCUGCAUGGUUAUAUGCAGAUUAUUAUUAUCCUCACAAUUAUUACAACUGUUCUGAAUUAUCCAAUGCACCAGUGCAGCCAAAUAACGAUAAUGAAAUAUUGAACCCAAAUUGUACAGAUCAUUUACAAUUAGACAAUCAUUUAGAUGUUAAAGACAGACAACAAGAUGAGCUUGAGGAACAGGGCAACAUAAUAAAUAAUGUGCAGAAAUCAAAAGAUGUUUCAUUAACAGAAGGCACAUUAGCAGAAAGUCUGAGAGCUGCUGCAGAAGCUGCUGUAUCACAAACAGGAUUUACAUAUGAUGAAAAUACUGGAUUAUAUUAUGACCAUAGCACUGGAUUCUAUUAUAAUUCGGAAAAUCAGCUGUAUUAUGAUCCAACCACUGGAAUAUAUUAUUACUGUGAUGUUGAAAGUGGCCGAUACCAGUUCCACUCUCGAGUGGAUCUACAAUCUUAUGGAACUGAAACUCUUCAGAGCAGCAGAGACAGAAAAGGCAAAAAGAAACGAAGAGAUGGAGAAUGCUGUAGGACAAAUGAGCACAAGAAUCUGAACACAGAAGAGCAAAAAUCAUCUAGCAAUCUGAAUUGCCUUUUUACCACUAAUGAACCAAGUUCUCCAGAAGAAGAAUUUCCAGAUGUGAAAAAGGCUAAAGUGGGUAUUGAUACAAGAAACACUCAAAAGUCCAAGGAAUCCAUUACUGCCAACAGAAGUAGUAUAAAUGCAGAGUUUACUGCUACUGUAGAAGAUAAUAAAACAGAUACAGAAAGUGAGCCAGAAGAAGGUGAAAUCACAGACACUGAACAGGAGGAAUAUAGCAGUGAAAAUGAAGUGACAAGUGAAGAAACUGUAAAUUCAGAAGAUGUGGACAGCGAAGAUGAAGACAAGAUCUGGCCACCUUGUAUCAGAGUGAUUGUAAUUAGAUCACCAGUACUGCAGAUGGGCUCUUUGUAUAUCAUCACAGCUGUGAAACCUGCCACAAUUGGAAGAGAAAAAGGGAUGGAACAUACCCUGCAGAUUCCAGAGGCCUCUGUCAGCAAGUUCCAUGUGGAAGUAUACUUUGAUCAUGAGUUGCAAAGUUAUGUUCUUGUGGAUCAAGGCAGUCAGAAUGGUACUGUGGUUAAUGGAAACCAAAUUCUGCAGCCUAAAACAAAAAGUGAGCCCCAUGUUCUGGAACACGGUGAUGAAGUGAAGAUUGGAGAAACUGUACUAUCUUUUCAUAUACACCCUGGUAGUGAAACCUGUGAUGGAUGUGAACCAGGGCAAGUCAGAGCCCAUCUUCGCCUUGAUAAGAAAAAUGAACCUUCCAUUGUCCCUGCAUUGUCAAAAGAAGAAAAGGAAUUAGUUAGAAGAAAAGAAUUAAAACAAAUACGUGUAAAAUAUGGCUUACAGAAUACAGAAUAUGAAGUUGAUAAGGUUGUGAAAAAUCCAAAUUACAAAGACAGAGCAGGAAAGCGCCGUGAAACAGUUGGAAGUGAAGGGAACUUUCAUAGAGAUGAUGCUCCAGCCUCUAUACAUGUGGAAAUUAGUGAGAGUAACAAAGGACACAAAAUAUUGGAGAAGAUGGGAUGGAAGAAAGGAGAAGGACUUGGAAAGAGUGGUGGUGGAAUAAAAGAUCCGAUCAAACUUCAGUUACACAGAAAGCAUGCAGGCUUAGGUGCAAGUAUGCCUAUUUCUGCUGAAGAUAUUCAGAUUCUUGGUACCAAAAACAAAAGGAACUGGGAAAAAGCAAGAGAAAGAUUUGCAGAAAAGUUCCAGGAUUCUAAAACGCUGAAAAAAUGCACCGAAGAAUCUAACCCAAAUUAGAAGAGCAGCAGAAUUAAAUUCAUAAUUUGUUAGUUUGUUUAUGUAAUUAUUUUUUUCCUUAAAGGUGGAAGCUUAUGUGUAUAUUAGACUGCUAUAUAUGCUCACUUAAUUGUAAAGCAUUGCCAUUUUACGUGUUGAUUUGUUUCUCUGAUACCAAUUUUAAUCAUAAGAUGUGCAUGGCUUGAAGUGGCCCAGUUCUUUUUGAAGAGUUUUGGAAGUGAGUAUGAGGAUAAUUCAGGAUGUUUUUUUUAUUCCACCACUUUGUUGAAAUAAUUUCUGUCACUUUGAUUCCAAAUGGACCUCAAAGGAGUCUGUGGCCUGACACAACAGAAAGCAAGAAAGAGCCAAAAGAAAAGCAAUACUGAUGCAUCUCACUUCCAUAAAAUGAAAUAAAUAGAUUUUCUAAAAUUAGACAAGAAUUCUGUUCUAAAUGCAAUAUCACUAUUUUUUGGUGAGGAAAUAAUAUACAAAAGGCCGUAUAGAAGGCCUUACUUUCUUCUGUGAAGAAUUCUAAGGUUUGUACAUUAAGCUUCUAGUAUUCCAUUCAGGUAGCAUGUUUAGAAAAUGAUACCAUAAUCUGCUCUUCUGUACAUUUUAGAAUUCAGAAUUACACAGUUCAAGGGCUGAACUAUUAUAAAAUUCAGAAUCUUCCUGGAUUCAAUGAUUGUUUUUGAUGACAUACAAGGAUGUUUCUCUCCAGUUUAGCUUUUUCAAUAUGCAGGGAAUUCUGAGAUAGAAAACACAAUCAUAGAUUUGGAAGUGGCAGAGUCUGAGACUUGGUACCAUAAAUUAGUCUUGAAGUAUAGAUUAGCCCUAGUAGCCUUCUUAUCUUCAGUCUGUACUGCCAUACAGAUUUUUAAUAGACAAGCACUAUUUAUUAACUUUUGUCCAUUGCUGGCAAUGGAAUUUAGGCUGGAUUCUAUUUUUUCCUCAAUUUUUCUUCAAGGUAGAGACUGAACAUUUAUUUAUUGAAAUGUGAAUAAACACGCUUUCAAAAAUUGUGCUGUGAAUUUUUAACUCACAAAAAAGAUAAAUAAGAAAAACUUGAUCAAAUUUCA
This is a messenger RNA of Crotalus tigris (Tiger rattlesnake), 3264 nucleotides long. RefSeq names its product angiogenic factor with G-patch and FHA domains 1 (gene AGGF1). The record is from RefSeq and is a predicted model, not a curated record. Bases 170 to 2206 code for a protein of 678 amino acids. Gene Ontology annotation, molecular function: nucleic acid binding; protein binding. The transcript is spliced from 14 exons. Lineage: Eukaryota; Metazoa; Chordata; Lepidosauria; Squamata; Viperidae.